Striga asiatica is the source of this 510-nucleotide messenger RNA. The record is from the annotation of a GenBank genome assembly. NCBI's taxonomy places the organism in Eukaryota, Viridiplantae, Streptophyta, Magnoliopsida, Lamiales, Orobanchaceae.
AUGCUUACAAAGGCAAAUGUAUCCAACAAACAAGAAACAAUCAAUACCCCUUCUCGAACUGCAGACGAUUCUCCUCAUGAAACUAUCAUUGAAGAAUCCUCAGCGCCCAAAGGUGUAAACAAUGAAGAAAUUGCUCGACAAGAGGGAAGGAAAAACUGCAAAGACAAAAAGCGGAAGCUAAAUGAGGAUAAAGGUGUAGUUGAUGCAUUGAACAGGUUACGAAGCACUUUAGAGAAACAAGUUGGCGUCAACCAAGCAAGCUUGAAUAUGAAAGAGCAAGCAAUGAAAAAAGAAAUGGAGUUGAAAGAGAAAGUGAUGAGAAGAGAGAUAGAAUUGAAAGAAGCUGCCCAAAAACAGAGAAAAGAAGAUCAUGCAAUUAAGAUGAAAGAGCAAAGAAAACAACAAAUCAUGAACCAAGAUUUAUGUGUAUUAUCACCAUCACUAAGAGCUUCUUAUGAAGCGAUGCAAGCUAAAAUAUUGAAAGAUUGGGAAAAUGAAAUUCUUCACUAA